Molecule: messenger RNA, 1671 nt
Organism: Acanthamoeba castellanii str. Neff
Lineage: Eukaryota; Discosea; Longamoebia; Acanthamoebidae
Product: Antiquitin, putative
Exons: 9
Coding region: 1-1671 (556 amino acids)
Molecular function (GO): aldehyde dehydrogenase (NAD+) activity
Source: RefSeq, a predicted model, not a curated record
AUGAAGAGGUUGAGCUGUGCAUCGAAGCAAUUUGUGGUGCCCUCGCGGGCCUCCCUUCACCUGCAGGGCCGCCGCGGCCUUGCCACUGGUGGCAGCCAAUACGCCAAGCACGCCCGCUUCCUGCAAUCGCUGGGCAUCGAGGAGGGGGUCAACGAUGGCGUGUGCAUCGAUGGCAAGUGGAGCAAGGGCAGCGGCGAGGUCGUCGACUCCGUCAACCCGGCCUACAACGAGACCAUCACUCGCGUCGCCACCGCGGGGCUGAAGGACUACGAGCGCGCCAUCGAGGCUACCAAGAGCGUUGAGAAGAUGUGGGCCGAGGUGCCUGCCCCCAAGCGAGGAGAGAUCGUCCGACAGAUCGGUGACGAGCUGAGGAAGCACCUCGAGGACUUGGGCGCGCUGGUCUCGCUCGAGGUGGGCAAGAUCACCCAGGAGGGCAUCGGCGAGGUGCAGGAGUUCGUCGACGUCUGCGACUACGCCGUCGGUCUCUCCCGCUCCUUCUCCGGUCAGAUCUUCCCGUCGGAGCGCCCGAACCACUACAUGCUUGAGCAGUGGAACCCCAUCGGCACCACGGGCAUCAUCACCGCCUUCAACUUCCCUGUUGCCGUCAUGGGCUGGAAUGCGGCGCUUGCUCUCGUUUGCGGUAACCCGCUGAUCUGGAAGGGCGCACCCUCGACCAACCUGUGCACGCUGGCCACCCAGCGCAUCAUCCAGCGCGUACUGGAGCGCAACGGCAUGCCCGGCUCCAUCUGCGUGGCCCUGACCGGCGGCGCCGAGAUCGGUGAGGCCAUCUCCAAGGACCCGCGCGUGCCGCUCGUCUCCUUCACUGGCAGCACCCAGGUGGGCAAGAUCGUGGCGACCCAGGUCGCGUCUCGCAUGGGCCGCAGCCUGCUCGAGCUGGGCGGCAACAACGCCAUCACCGUGCUUGAUGAUGCCGACCUCACUCUGGCUGUCCGCAGCAUCCUGUUCGCCGCCGUGGGUACCGCUGGCCAGCGCUGCACGACCGCUCGCCGAUUGUUCCUGCACGAGAAGAUCCACGACGAUUGGGCCAGAAGAUGGGCGACCCGCUCGAGAAGAACACUCUCCUCGGGUCCCCUCCACCGCCCCUCCUCCGUCGACCUCUACAAGAACGCCGUCGCCAAGGCGCAGGAGCAGGGCGGCAAGAUCAUCACCGGCGGUAAGGUGAAGACCGACAGGCCCGGCAACUUCGUGGAGCCCACCAUCGUGUCGAUCAAGCACGACGCCCCCAUCGCCCUCCACGAGACCUUCGCGCCCAUCCUCUAUGUCUCUAAAGUUCCCGACCUUGACACGGCCAUUCGUUACAACAACGAGGUGGCGCAGGGGCUCAGCAGCUCGCUGUUCACCACCAACCAGCAGAACGUCUUCAAGUGGAUCGGACCCAGCGGAUCGGAUUGCGGUAUCGUGAACGUGAACAUCCCGACCAACGGCGCCGAGAUCGGAGGCGCCUUCGGUGGCAACAAGGAGACCGGCGGCGGUCGCGAGUCCGGCUCCGACUCCUGGAAGCAGUACAUGCGCAGGUCCACCUGGUACGGUCACCUUCUGCCCUCCCCUAAGAGCUCUUAUGUGGAGUUCAUCACCACUCACCACAACCACAACAGCACGAUCAACUACGGCAAGGAGCUUCCUCUGGCGCAGGGCAUCAAGUUUGACUAG